CAUGCUCUAUCAGCAUCGUCAGAUUAAUGAGUGCAUAUGGUAGUUAUUAUAUUUUUACUGUUUCUUCAUUUUUACAGGAAGCUCACACAAAUUGAGCGAAGAAUUCGACAGACUUGUUUGAGUUUAAAUGCUGAUCAUCACCGUUCACAAUGUUAUCUUCGUCGUGUGAAAAGUUCAUGCAUUUGUGGGCUGUGGUGUCAGUUUUUCUGACUGCGACUGAAGCCUGGAUAGCUGAGCCUGAUUCGAUAAGCCGACUGAAGAGUCUGCUGCUCCUACCACACGCGCUGCCCAGACGCAUUUGGGAGAACUCGCAGUCCUUCCAUCCAGUGCUGCACAUUGAUCAGGCAUCGAACUUCGUGAGCAACAUCACAUGCGAACACAUCGAGGUGCAGUUGUCUCAUACUCGGGAGUUUGAGUUUUUCCCUUGUUUUCAUAUGCACAACGCAGUUCGAAGGAGAAAGAAGAGAAAUUAUAGUCUUCUUCCAAAGUCUGAGAAGAUUUUGCAGACUUUUGAAAAGAAGCGAGUGUUCCACGAAAUUAUGGUGAAUUACCUCUUCACCCCGUGGCAGAUUUGAGACUAUGGAACUGCGUAUAACACGUUUCCUCGACACAUCCACUGGGUGGAAAGGCUGAUUGACUACAUCCACUGGGAGGCCGCUAUCAAGGCUGAUGGACCACAUCCACUGGAAGGCUCCUUUCAAGGGUGAUGGAUGGACAACAUCCACCGGGAAACCGCUAUCAAGGGUGAUGGACAACAAUUUUUGCGAGAAGUGUAGUCCUAGAGUUAAACACGGAAGUGGAAAGGCCUUGCAUUGUAUAUUAGAGCUACAUGUUAUUUUUUUUCUCGUUUCGCCAUCAGCCAUUCAUACCAUCUAUAAUAAGUAUGUAUCUUGUCUGUUGUGUCACAGGUUGUAAAUUAACUACAACCUAUGAUUUUGA
Messenger RNA from Hyalella azteca, 939 nucleotides. RefSeq lists its product as uncharacterized. Bases 150 to 575 code for a protein of 141 amino acids. The transcript has 4 exons. NCBI's taxonomy places the organism in Eukaryota, Metazoa, Arthropoda, Malacostraca, Amphipoda, Hyalellidae. The record is from RefSeq and is a predicted model, not a curated record.